UUUAUUUUGAAUUAAAUUUUUUUUUAAGUGCGCAGUGAAUUUUUGGUGUCUUAAUUUUUGAAAAAAAUCAAAAAGUGCGUUGUGAUAAAAAUUAAAAAAAAUUAAUUAUGGAAAUAAAUGAUAAUAAUAGUAUAGUUGAAGAUAAAUCUGGACCAUCAAAUGAAUCAAAUCCAUUGGAUGAUGCUGUUGGAAAAUUACUGCAAGGAUAUGACUGGACACUAUUACCAGUGACUUCAAGAACAGGAGGACGUAGAAGCACACAUGUAAAAAGGCCCAUGAAUGCUUUUAUGGUGUGGGCCCAGGCUGCAAGAAGAAAACUCGCAGAUCAGUACCCGCAGCUUCAUAAUGCCGAGCUAUCGAAAACUCUUGGUAAAUUAUGGAGGAUAUUGAGCGACGGUGAAAAGCAACCGUUCAUCGAAGAAGCUGAGAGACUGCGCAACGCUCAUAAAAAACAGCACCCACACUACAAAUACCAGCCACGUCGCAGAAAACCAAAGACUGAGGACCAAAUGAGUCUCAACCGGCCGCUGCAACCUUCUGCACCCCUCGACUCGCCGACAGAGUGCGCCUACACGAGAAUUUACCCUCCCGACUCGCCAAACAAGUCGUACGAGCGACCUCUGGCCUACGAGAGCCAAAAGCCCUUCGAGUUGCAUCCCAAGUACGUCGAGAGUCUCAAGUGCACCGACCACCAGAACUGCACCUACGAGGUCCCAAAGUAUGAGUUGCCCAGCAAAAUUUACCCCGACCCCAAGGCCCACGAUGUCCCCACCAAGUACCCGGAGCCCGGGCCAAGGUACCCGGAGCUACAGUCAAAGGGUUACGGGCCCGAGGUCAGCAAGUACCCAGAGGUUAAAAGUUACUCUCCCUCUGACGCAGCAUUCAAGUACCCAGAGGUUACAAAUGCUCAGAAAUCUUACGCCUGCAUGCACACGCAGUAUUAUCCUGCACCAGAUGCUUACUCAGUUCACGAAGACAACGAGUACCAGAGCCAAACGAUGCCGACUCACUCGUUCUAUCCUUAUAUUUCUGCAUCAAUGGCCCAGCCUUCGUAUUACAUGGGCCCGCGAUAAUGAAAUAAAACAAUCAACUAAUAAAAUACUUCUAAAACUAUAAUUAUUAAUAUUAACAACAAUAAUAACCUACUGGUUUUAAUCA
Microplitis demolitor is the source of this 1158-nucleotide messenger RNA. RefSeq names its product sex-determining region Y protein. Gene Ontology annotation, molecular function: RNA polymerase II cis-regulatory region sequence-specific DNA binding; DNA-binding transcription factor activity, RNA polymerase II-specific. Gene Ontology annotation, cellular component: nucleus. Gene Ontology annotation, biological process: regulation of transcription by RNA polymerase II. The record is from RefSeq and is a predicted model, not a curated record. The transcript is spliced from 4 exons. Bases 108 to 1073 code for a protein of 321 amino acids. NCBI's taxonomy places the organism in Eukaryota, Metazoa, Arthropoda, Insecta, Hymenoptera, Braconidae.